Pediculus humanus corporis (human body louse) is the source of this 339-nucleotide messenger RNA. RefSeq names its product vacuolar ATP synthase 16 kDa proteolipid subunit, putative. Lineage: Eukaryota; Metazoa; Arthropoda; Insecta; Psocodea; Pediculidae. Bases 1 to 339 code for a protein of 112 amino acids. The record is from RefSeq and is a predicted model, not a curated record. Gene Ontology annotation, cellular component: proton-transporting V-type ATPase, V0 domain. The transcript has 2 exons. Gene Ontology annotation, biological process: proton transmembrane transport. Gene Ontology annotation, molecular function: proton-transporting ATPase activity, rotational mechanism.
AUGUCUGUCAUGAGACCUGAACUUAUAAUGAAAUCUAUCAUCCCCGUCGUAAUGGCAGGUAUUAUUGCUAUUUAUGGUCUUGUCGUGGCCGUUCUUAUAGCAGGUUCCUUGGAAACAGGGUAUCAACUAUUUAAAGGAUUUCUUCAUUUGGGAGCUGGAUUGGCUGUGGGUUUCAGUGGGUUAGCAGCAGGUUUUGCCAUAGGAAUCGUCGGUGAUGCCGGUGUCAGAGGAACGGCUCAACAACCACGUUUAUUUGUCGGAAUGAUUUUAAUAUUAAUUUUUGCUGAAGUUUUAGGUCUAUACGGCCUAAUUGUUGCUAUUUACUUGUACACAAAAUAA